Messenger RNA from Peronospora farinosa, 1737 nucleotides. The record is from the annotation of a GenBank genome assembly. NCBI's taxonomy places the organism in Eukaryota, Oomycota, Peronosporomycetes, Peronosporales, Peronosporaceae.
AUGACGACCAAGACGGCGCCACACUCGAGCGGCCCGUCAGCAAAUCAUAGCAAUUCACAGGCUGAAAGAAAGCGACAGCGGACGGCACGUUCCAAACAUCGUCGAGUACAUCGAAAAUGGACGUUAUAUGCGCCGCUCAGGAGCACUGAGGACCCAACCAUCCCUGUAUCAGUGUCCACGUUCCGUUUCAUGUCCUUCAACGUCCUCGCAGAUUAUCUGGUCAAACAGAACUAUCGAAAGACCGACACUGCCACAUACCGUCAGAAAUAUGACUGGAUGCAUCGUCGAGAGCGUCUACUGAGGGAAAUUUUGCACUGGUCACCACACGUGGUGAACCUUCAGGAAGUGGACCACUAUGAAGAUUUUUUCAAGCCGAGAUUGGAAAAAGCGGGCUUUGUGGGAGUCUACAAGCGGAGGACUGGAGAGACCACGCAUGAUGGCUGUGCAAUUUUUGUAAAGAAAAGCAUGUUUCGCAUUGUGACGUCGCACGAGAUCGAGUACCGCGUACAGGAUCACCCUGUACUCAAUCGUGAUAACAUUGCAUUGGCAGCAGUGGUGGAGAUCAAGUCCGACGCCAAUGGGUCCGUUCCAGCUCGCUUUGUGGUCGCGAACACGCACUUGCUAUUCAACCCAAAUCGUGGUGAGAUUAAAUUGGCUCAGCUGGAUAUGCUAUUGAAAUACCUGACGUCACUGCGGCAACAACAGCAGCAAGUGCUGCCGAUUCUUCUCGCGGGGGACUUCAAUAUUGCCCCACAUAGUCCACUUUACCAUUUUCUGUCAUCAGGAAAGCUAGAUGCGUCUGUGUGGGCAAUUCUAAUUGCACGCUGUUUUUCUGAUGACCAGAAAGCAUCUCGUGUCGUAGAGAAUGGACAAACUCGUCACCACGGAAAUGGUACCGCUUUUGGAAAGUAUAACUGUGACCGGGUUCAGCGAAACGACUUUCGAGAUUUUAAACCCAACACUUUGUACGCGCAUGAGCUUGACUUGGCUAGUGCGUAUGCCCAGUCACCCGAUGACAGAUGCACGGGCGAACCAAAGUUUACGAUAUUUCAUAGCAGCUCCAAGGGUGCAGUAGACUACAUGUGGUAUACUCGGACCUCGUUGCACUGCCAUGGGGUUUUGGAAAUGAUCCCGGCUGGGGUCUUGUUCAAAAACGGCGAGCUACCUACCAUGGAACAUUCGAGUGAUCACCUGUCGCUUGCGCUGAAUACGAUUCAUCCAAUAAGUGAGGAUGUACUGCUCAUCCUUUGUAAUGAGGACAUUCCAACUGCUCCACACCUUGUUCGAGGGCGGCAGCAUAAUCGGGUCGCGGUGAACGUAUAUCAUGCUCUUGUGGUAGUGGAAACGCAUGAGAGAGCGGUAAGCCUUUUCGCUCCAACGAAGCAUCUUGGCGCUCUCGUCGGCAUGGGUAGCCAGCACGACAUGAUCGCACUCGAUGCGCUCGCCACCUUCAAGAAUCACAGCCUUGCCACCCUUUAUAACCUUGGCAACAGUAGCAUUGUAGCGAACGGUACCAUUGUACUCUUCGGUGAACAACUUGAGAAAGGGCUCAAUGUAGCCCGAGCCAACGUACCACCAAAGUUGCUUAGGGCGAUCAGCAGCGAAGAAACUGCGUCACGGGCAAGUCAAGCACAUCGUCCUUCGGAACCGUCCAGAGAAUGGCCACGAAAGCCAGGAAGUAAUGGCGAAAGAACUCAUUCGAGUAACGACCCUUGGCAGCCCAUUCACGCGUCGUAA